AAUAUGAGCCAGACCAACCAGACGUGGGUGACAGAAUUCCUCUUCCUGGGACUUUCCGAUGACCCUCAGACUCAAGUAUUACUCUUUGUACUGUUUCUAGGGGUCUACUUGGUUACUGCACUUGGAAAUCUGCUCAUUAUCAUCCUGGUUCUGACUGACUCACACCUCCAGAUACCCAUGUAUUUUUUUCUGUGUAACUUGUCUCUUGCUGAUUUCUGUUCCUCUACUAACAUUGUUCCCCAAGCCCUAGUCCACAUGCUCUCUAAAAGGCAGGUUAUGUCCUUCACAAACUGUGCAGCCCAACUUUUUCUAUAUCUCUUUUUUGGUGCUACACAAUGUGCACUGUUGGCUGUGAUGUCCUAUGAUCGGUACUUGGCAAUCUGUGACCCCAUGCACUACUCUGUUAUUAUGACUUGGAAAGUAUGUGGCCACUUCACCUUAGGGUGCUGGAUCAGUGGUGUUCUAAUAUCCUUAGUGGACACUACAUUCACACUAUGCCUAUCCUAUCAAGGAGACAAUAGGAUUGAUCAUUUUUUUUGUGAGGCCCCAGUUCUCUUGGACUUGUCAUCUGGAGAUACGCACAGAUCGCAGAUGGUUAUUUUCUUUGUGGGUGUGGUGAUCCUUAUUGCACCUGUAUCCUUGAUCCUAGUCUCCUACAGCUCUAUUAUAGUGACUGUCAUCAAAAUGAAGACAACUUCAGGGAGGCUCAAAGCUUUCUCCACCUGUAGCUCCCAUCUUACUGUAGUUGUCCUAUUUUAUGGAUCAGCAAUCAUGACCUACAUGACACCCAGAUCGUCCAAAGAGCAGGGAAAGCUGGUGUCUGUGUUUUAUGCUGUGGUAAAUCCCAUGCUUAAUCCUCUUAUCUACAGCCUCCGGAACAAAGAUGUAAAGAGGGCACUCAGGAAUAUAAUCAACCAAGCACCAACCUGGAGAUAUUGA
Messenger RNA from Antechinus flavipes (yellow-footed antechinus), 939 nucleotides. Its product is annotated as olfactory receptor 2D2-like. NCBI's taxonomy places the organism in Eukaryota, Metazoa, Chordata, Mammalia, Dasyuromorphia, Dasyuridae. The transcript has a single exon. The record is from RefSeq and is a predicted model, not a curated record. Gene Ontology annotation, molecular function: G protein-coupled receptor activity; olfactory receptor activity. Gene Ontology annotation, biological process: G protein-coupled receptor signaling pathway. Gene Ontology annotation, cellular component: membrane. Bases 4 to 939 code for a protein of 311 amino acids.